Molecule: messenger RNA, 2113 nt
Organism: Nicotiana tabacum (common tobacco)
Lineage: Eukaryota; Viridiplantae; Streptophyta; Magnoliopsida; Solanales; Solanaceae
Product: histone acetyltransferase GCN5
Biological process (GO): chromatin remodeling; positive regulation of transcription by RNA polymerase II
Cellular component (GO): histone acetyltransferase complex
Molecular function (GO): histone H3 acetyltransferase activity; protein binding
Source: RefSeq, a predicted model, not a curated record
AAAAUCCCUGAUUUUCAAAAUGUUUGGAACCAAUGGAUGCUCACUCAUCCCACCUGACGGCGCCGGGCCGGUCGCGGAGUUCACAAUCUCCAUCACCCUCGCAUUCGGCGUCUGCCUCAGCAACCUCGUCGAUCCACAAACGCAAGAUGGCAUCUGACGACCACGCGCCGCCUUUCCCGUCCUCCUUCUCCGACACGCGCGACGGCGCUCUCACCUCCAACGAUGACCUAGAGAGUAUCAGCGCCCGCGGAGGCGGUGCUGAUUCCGAUUCCGAAGACGACUCCGAAGAGGUGGGUGAUGAUGACGAGGAAGAUUACGAUGGCUCUUCCAUGCGCAAUUUCACUGCGUCGCGGUUGGAGAAUAGUGCACCCUCUGGGUCAGGGAGGAAUACUAAGCUUAAGAGUGAUAAUUCGGUGAAAAUUGAGUCGUCGGAGGUAGUGAAAGAGGGUUGUGUAAUGCCACCUACAGCUGCUGCUGGUUCUGUUUCAGGGGCGGUGGUUAAGGAUGAGAGUAUGAAGAACAUUUUUACUGACAAUUUACAGACCAGUGGUGCCUACACUGCAAGGGAAGAGAGCUUAAAGAGAGAGGAGGAGUCUGGAAGACUCAAGUUUGCAUGUGUUUCAAACGAUGGUAUUGAUGAGCACAUGAUUUGGUUAAUAGGAUUGAAGAAUAUAUUUGCGAGGCAACUCCCAAACAUGCCUAAGGAAUAUAUUGUUCGUCUUGUGAUGGACAGGAGCCAUAAGUCUGUAAUGGUCAUCCGACGUAAUCUGGUGGUUGGUGGUAUAACAUAUCGUCCAUAUGCCAGCCAGAAGUUUGGGGAGAUAGCUUUUUGUGCAAUAACAGCAGAUGAACAAGUUAAGGGUUAUGGCACCAGACUGAUGAAUCACUUAAAGCAGCAUGCUCGUGAUGUGGAUGGGCUGACUCAUUUUCUAACAUAUGCUGACAACAAUGCUGUUGGUUACUUUGUCAAACAGGGAUUCACGAAAGAGAUUUAUUUAGAGAAAGAGCGUUGGCAAGGGUAUAUUAAAGAUUAUGACGGUGGAAUUCUUAUGGAAUGCAAAAUAGAUCCAAAGCUUCCAUAUACUGAUUUAUCUACCAUGAUACGUCGUCAAAGGCAGGCAAUUGAUGAAAAGAUAAGGGAGCUAUCAAAUUGUCAUAUUGUCUACCCAGGAAUUGAUUUUCAGAAGAAAGAAGCUGGCAUUCCUAAAAAAGCCAUCAAGGUUGAAGAUAUCCCCGGCUUGAGAAGAAGCCGACGAGGGGUAAUGCUUUAUUCAACAUCAAUGGAGAAGUCCGGGUUAGCUGUGUCUCAUGAACAACCAAAGGCGUUAACUUAUGAUAAAAUCACAUGCAUUGUGAUUACUGGGGAAAGCCAAGGCAUACAAAGGAGACAUGUCGGAAACUGUAGACCGACUAGAGGCCGUGGAGGAAAACAUGUAGGUCUAUCAAGGGUUCAAGCUAAUAUUACAGAAAAUAUUGAGACAUUCGGGGAAACUGCUACUGGAGAAGCUUUUUCUUCGAAUGAAGUUCAGCAUCUUCGCCGUCUCCUGAACAAACUUGAUUCUUUUAAUGUUGCCACUUCCAAUUACAUGCAGAUAAUGCAUGACCAUCCUGAUUCGUGGCCGUUCAAAGAACCUGUUGAUGCACGGGAUGUUCCCGAUUAUUAUGACAUCAUCAAAGAUCCAAUAGAUCUAAAAACAAUGUCGAAGCGCGUUGAGUCGGAGUUAUAUUAUGUGACAUUUGAUAUGUUUGUUGCGGAUGUCAGAAGGAUGUUUGCUAAUGCUCGCACCUACAAUUCUCCGGAGACAAUUUACUACAAAUGUGCAACCAGGCUUGAGUCACAUUUCUCAAACAAAGUUCAAGCUGGUCUACAGUCUGGUAUCAAGAUUCAAUAGGAAGUUUCUUAUUAGCAAUUUAGUUUGAUUCUGGUUGAACUGACUGCACUUGAAUCUCUUCAUAUCUGAUGUCUUAUCGUAUCCUCCAAUAUUUAGAAUUUUUUUUUUCUGGGGGGGGGAUAUUAUUGUAGAAUUUGUAGAGCGAGUGGAUGUAUAAUUGUUAUUUUAUUUUAAUGUGAGCUUUUCAAUGGAUUUUAUUUUGUAAGAUGAUAUUUUUCGUA